Messenger RNA from Pecten maximus, 390 nucleotides. RefSeq lists its product as uncharacterized. The coding region runs from base 1 to 390 and encodes 129 amino acids. The transcript has a single exon. The record is from RefSeq and is a predicted model, not a curated record. Lineage: Eukaryota; Metazoa; Mollusca; Bivalvia; Pectinida; Pectinidae.
AUGAGGUCAUCUGAGAAGCUAGAAAUCAGAGCUUACAUCAAAACAAGAGGUAGUCUGAAUGUUCCUGCAACCAAGAUAUUUUCUGAAAUGUGUGAAGUGUAUGGACGGUCUGCGGUGUCUUUGAGUACAGUUUGUCGUUGGUCAAAGACUUUCAACAAUGGUUCUACUGCUUCAGAAGAUUACUACAUAUCAGGAAGACCAAAAACUGCAACCACAAAAGGUACCAUUGCCGCUGUAAAGAAUCUCGUAGCCGAAGAUGGCAGAUAUACAUUACAAUAUCUGGCCAAAACAGUCGGUAUUUCAUCAGUGACAGUUAAUGAAAUUUUGACCAAACAUUUAAAGCUACGCAAGGUUUGUGCGCGAUGGGUCCCUCAUUUAUUGACACAAUAG